Messenger RNA from Boeremia exigua, 1692 nucleotides. RefSeq lists its product as uncharacterized. The transcript is spliced from 4 exons. Lineage: Eukaryota; Fungi; Ascomycota; Dothideomycetes; Pleosporales; Didymellaceae. The coding region runs from base 1 to 1692 and encodes 563 amino acids. The record is from RefSeq and is a predicted model, not a curated record.
AUGAGCCGCAAAAAGACCGAACCCGCUCUGUAUGAGCAUAUCACUAUCAUCGCCGAAGAACUGACGCAAGUCAUCCCGUCCAAGAAGAUGACCCAGUUCAUCGUCCCUGGCGCAAAUACCCACACAACGCGCCACCAACGCCAAAUCGAAGCUCGCAUCCUUGACAUCGCAUCCACGAUUGCAAAUGCAAAGUACGCGUCUGUGAUGUUCUCUAACUUCCACGAGUGGGAAGCAUUCCGCAAGACAUCUACCAAGGCUGCUGCUCGCGCCUUAGCCCCUGGCCUCAUCACCUCCAUGAACCCCUUUGGCAACUGCCUGACCAUGGCAUAUGAGUGCUACGAAGAGCUUCGGACCGCACUAGCAUCUGAAGGCCCAGACUACGCAAAGUGCGUAGACCGCGUGCAGUUUGUGACUAACAACUGGAAGCAGCGCGCCACGUCCGCUCGAGACUACCACUGCAUCACCAUCGUACGCCUGUCAACGCACUGUAUCGUUGUUGACGCCGUCGCUAUUGGGGCUGCCUUUGCUGUGCCUCUGGGCGAGCUGUUCAAGUCGCCGGGCUGCUCGUCGCAGGGGUUCGUGUACGUAGCAUCCGGCGACGCGCGGCUGCUGGUCGAGUAUGAGCCGAAUGCGCCGUGCUAUAAUCUCGCGCGCCCUCAGUCCAAAGACGUGUUUGAGUAUGAUGAUCCCUACGCGGACGUCCAAGGCGGACUUGAAGGAGCGGUUCAGGACCUUGCUUUCCCGUCGGUCGACUGGCACAUGCAAGGCAAGCUGCCCAGCCGCCGCAAGAUCAUGAUCCACCAGACAUGGGACCGAAAGCCGACGAUCGAUAAGGCAUCGUUCGAGGAGCUCGAAGGUGGGAACAAAGUCGUAGUUGAGACAGCCCAGAUUCGGGUCAACUUCCACAAGCGGAAGAUCACAGUGAAGUACAUUCCCUACGCCGACUGGCGGAAGCGCACGCAGAACGCGGCACUGUUUAGACGACUACGCGAGUGUAGCGAGUUCACGCUGCCCAAGGGCGGACAGGCCUUUGCCAAGUUCAAGAUACUCUUUGAGCAGGGCACUGACGGCUUCGACGAACAGACUGUCCAGAGCCUGACAUUGAUGGAUGAGAUGUGUGAGCAGCUAGGUAUGCCGAAAGGAGAGGUCCUCCGGAUUGCCAACGUUAUGCUCGAGGUGUGGGCAGAGCACGGUAAGGGGGCAGCGAAGCAGGCUGGCCGCCAACAGAAGGCUGCAAAGGGACGCACAUCUGGGGCGACCGUGAAGAUAUGGCUUGAUUUCGAGCCAGAAGCUGAAUGGAGUUUUCACCUUUGUGUGCAGAUCGAUCCAGCCCCCACAUAUAUUCAGCAUUUCUUCCACUGCGCCUUCCUUACCAGUUACCUCCGCGCCCAGCUCUUGCACUCCAAACUCUUGAUCACCCACGUGGCAUACCUCUCGCCUCCUUCCUACAGCACCGCUUCGAUGCUUCCCAAGUCUAUCGUCGGCGGCUACUUCCUCGCCAUCGCUAUGUUGGCACCUUCUGUCUUCGCAAGUCGCGAUAGAGCAGCGCCUCCCGACACAUGUGGCGCGCCCUUCUGCGCUUCUAUCGAUGGCGCUGCUGGUGCCGCUGGCGCUGGCGCUGUCGUUCGCAUGGGCCGCAACGCCACCGUUGCGAGAGACGAGGUCAACGGCAAGACCCUGAAGGCUCGAUAG